Molecule: messenger RNA, 2587 nt
Organism: Manis pentadactyla (Chinese pangolin)
Lineage: Eukaryota; Metazoa; Chordata; Mammalia; Pholidota; Manidae
Gene: DAXX
Product: death domain associated protein
Exons: 8
Coding region: 199-2412 (737 amino acids)
Molecular function (GO): histone binding
Source: RefSeq, a predicted model, not a curated record
ACCGGGUGAAAAGGGCUCCACGAGCUGCGCGCCCGACUCCGGGCGUAGGCAAGGCCGUACGGCAAAAAUGGUGGCCCCUGGGUACCUGGGGACUCACUGAGGGGGCAGAUCCGCCCCCUACAGGUCAGGGGCACCGAGCCUCAGACAAGGAAUUCUGAAAUCCCCAACACUUCCUCUCUCCGGGGGAUUUGAUCCCCCAUGGCCACCGCUAACAGCAUCAUUGUGCUGGAUGAUGAUGACGAAGAUGAACCAGCUGCUCAGCCAGGGCCCUCCCACCCACCCCCCAGUCUGGCCUCACCCCGGGCAGAAGCCCCUGGGUCCUCCCAGCCCCAUGGGGCUGGAGGAAGCAGUAGUUCGGGCGGCAAGAAAUGCUACAAGUUGGAGAAUGAGAAGCUGUUUGAAGAGUUCCUUGAACUGUGUAAGACGCAGACGGCAGACCACCCUGAGGUGGUCCCAUUCCUCUCUAACCGGCAGCAGCGUGCCCACUCUCUGUUUCUGGCCUCGGCGGAGUUCUGCAACAUCCUCUCUCGGGUCCUUUCUAGGGCCCAGAACCGGCCAGCUAAGCUCUAUGUCUACAUUAAUGAGCUGUGCACUGUUCUCAAGGCCCAUUCAGCCAAGAAGAAGCUGAAACUGGCCCCUGCUGCCGCCACCUCUAGUGAAUCCUCUGGAAAUAACUUUCCCAUAGACCCCUCCUCAGACCCCACAAAUGCUGAGACCACUGCUUCUGAGGCCCCACGGACCCGUGGUUCUCGGCGGCAGAUCCAGCGCUUGGAGCAGCUGCUAGCACUCUAUGUGGCAGAGAUCCGGCGGCUGCAGGAAAAGGAGUUGGAGCUCUCAGAAUUGGAUGACCCAGACUCCACAUACCUGCAGGAGGCAAGGUUGAAGCGUAAGCUGAUCCACCUCUUUGGGCGGUUGUGUGAGUUGAAAGACUGCUCUUCACUGACAGGCCGUGUCAUAGAGCAGCGCAUCCCCUACCGUGGCACCCGCUACCCAGAGGUUAACAGGUGCAUUGAGCGGCUCAUCAACAAGCCAGGGCCUGACACCUUCCCUGACUAUGGAGAUGUGCUGCGGGCUGUAGAGAAAGCAGCUGCUCGGCACAGCCUUGGCCUCCCCCGACAGCAGCUCCAGCUCAUGGCUCAGGAUGCCUUCCGAGAUGUGGGCAUCAGGUUACAGGAGCGGCGCCACCUUGACCUCAUCUACAACUUUGGCUGUCACCUCACAGACGACUAUAGGCCAGGCAUUGACCCUGCUCUAUCAGAUCCUGCCCUAGCCCGGCGCCUGAGGGAAAACCGGAACUUGGCUAUGAGCCGGCUGGAUGAGGUCAUCUCCAAAUACGCAAUGAUGCAGGACAAGAGUGAGGAAGGGGAGAGACAGAAGAGAAGAACCCGGCUCCCCCAAGCCACCUCUUCCCACUCUGUAGACCCCCACAAAGCCUCCUUGGAGUCUGGUGAGGGCCCUAGUGGAAUGGCAUCCCAGGAGUGCCCAACCACCUCCAAGGCUGAGACAGAUGAUGAAGAAGAUGAGGAAAGUGAGGAGGAGGAGGAAGAGGAAGAAGAGGAAGGGGAGGAGGCCACAGAUUCUGAAGAGGAGGAGGACCUGGAACAGAUGCAGGAAGGUCAGGGGGACGAUGAAGAGGAGGAGGAGGAAAUAGGUGAAGAUGGAGACAAUAGCCCCAUGUCCCCACCACAUAUCUCCACUGAAAAGAACCUGGAACCUAGCAGAGGGAUGAGCAGGUCUUUGGGGGAGCAGCAAAAUAAAGGACUCAGAGUGUCACCAUCUUCACUGUCAGAAGAGCCCUUGGCCCCCUCCAGCAUAGAUGCUGAAGGCAGUGGAGAACACCUCGGGGAGUUGCCCCUGGAGGAGGAGAGCCCUAUGUCCCAGCUCUUUGAGCUAGAAAUUGAAGCCUUGCCCAUGGAUACCACCCCUUCUCCCGAGGAGAGGGACAUUUCCUCUUCCAGGAAGCAGUCAGAGGACCCUCUCACCACUGUCGUAGAGAACGGAGCAGCUGUGGUCACCUCCACUUCAUUCAAUGGAGGUGUUUCUCCUCACACCUGGGAUGAUUCUAGUCCUCCUUGCAAGAAAUCUCGGAAGGAGAAGCAGCAAGCAAGAGCAGGGCCGUUAGGAAACAGCUGUGUGGAAAGGCAAAGGUCAGUGCAUGAGGAGAAUGGGAAGAAGAUACAUACCCUGCCUAGACCACCUUCCCCCUUGGCUUCCAUGGCCCCAGUUGCUGAUUCUUCAACAAGGGUGGAUUCUCCAAGCCAUGGCCUUGUGACCAGCUCCCUCUGUAGCCCAUCUCCAGCCCAGUUGUCCCAAAUCCCCCAGUUACAACCCUCCCGGACUGGUACUUACAAGAUGAGUGUGGCCACACAGUGCGAUCCAGAGGAAAUCAUCGUGCUCUCGGACUCUGAUUAACUGCCUCCCCCCGACUCCCUGCCUCCUGAAUAUUUUGGAAUAGUGUUUGGAGGAUGUUGGGAAGCAGAUGACUGAGGAAGGGUUGGACUGAUCUAAUCCCCUUUUGGUGGUAUUCCUUUUAAAAAAACAAAACUUAAGUUUUACACAAAAACAUUAAUAAAGUUUUCUUAUUGUA